AUGACUUCACUGAACUUUGGAUUAGAAAAGAUUAAUGCUCUAGAAUAAAGCUAAAAGAAUUAAAAUGGAAACACUGCAGCAACUAAUGGACUUCCAAAAGUUUUGGAUUAAUUACCCUCAGAUAUAAAGCUUAAAUAAGUCUAAGCAAAAACACCAUAGUAAAAUAGUGCAAAUAAUGGCAAUACAAUAAAUGGAUUUAGAAAUAGUAAUCAGGGUAAUAAUAAUAUGAUACUUGUCAAUGAUUAUCUAUCUAAAUAGGACAUGGCUAAUAGAACGUUUUACACAGAUAAAUAAUCUGUUAAAAGUGGAAUUACAAGCCAUAUCAAUGAUACUCAAGUUAAUUGCAGUGUUGAUGGAAGUAUGCCUUUAAUAAGAUAAAAGAAUGAUGUUAAUACAUCAUCGGAUAAAAACCCUUUGAAUACAACAAUUAACAAUAACAACUUCAUCAUAACAAUAAAUAAGAACUAUACCGGUAAAUAAAAUUUAAUAAAAUCGGAUAUGCCACAUUAAAUUGUGGAUUAAUCCAUGUAAAACCUUUAAAAAGUAAGCUCUAAAAAUCUAAAAAUCCUACCUUAAGAAUCAAGAUCUCUCUCUAGAAAUAGAAGAGCUCCAAGCAGUUUGAGGAAUCUCUCUAAUGUUAAUGAGGAAUAACUUCGAACUAGAAAUUCAAGAUCAAACUUGAAUUAAACUUAGAAUUUAUAAAUGAAACCAGGGGUUUCUGCAUAAGGAGGGAGAUUUUAGAAUUCAAAGUUUGUCAAUGAAAAAAGAGUAAUGAUGAGUCUAGACUAAGACAAUCUUAGAUAGAAUUUGAAUCAUUCUGUAGAAUAUAACUAAUAGCAGAAUUUCUCUUUAAAAAGAUCAAUAGAUGAACCUAGUCCAUUAGCAAUGAAAUAUAAUCAUCGAUAUAUGAAUGAUUAGAAGCAAUCUUUUGAUGUCAAAAAUGAAAAAAUUAUGAAGAAAAACCUGACUGCACUAAACAAUGGGUUGAGCUAACAAAAUAAAUCAGGUAGUUCUCAAAAUUUAUAGUAAAAUCCACUUGAUGCAUAUAAAUCAAUUCCAAUAAUGCUUAUUCCGAAGCGUAAAAAAUAAACUGGAAAACUUAAGCAAAUAAAUCAGCAUGACUUAGAACUAUUAAACAGUUCUCAUAUGCUUAGUAAUAAUAAUUAGAUCUAAAGAGACUCAAAUGCAGGGUCAAAGAUAAUAGAAGAGGAAGAAAGUGUGAAUGAAUCUGAAAGUUAUUAAAGUAAUGCUUUUGCUAGUUUAAAUUAGGAUGAUAAGAAUAAUUAUAACAGCAAUAAUUUCAGGAGAAAUGGAUUAGUAAUUGUUUAAGCUGCGAAACUAAAGAGUAGAUUCAAGAAACUUACAUUAUCUUUAAGAAAAAACUAGCAAAUAAAUACUACGAUAAUACCUUCUAGCACCUAACUUAAUAACAGUAAUUUAAUAUGA
Messenger RNA from Stylonychia lemnae, 1446 nucleotides. The record is from the annotation of a GenBank genome assembly. NCBI's taxonomy places the organism in Eukaryota, Ciliophora, Spirotrichea, Sporadotrichida, Oxytrichidae.